Messenger RNA from Ostrea edulis (European flat oyster), 1017 nucleotides. Its product is annotated as DPY30 domain-containing protein 1-like. The transcript has 5 exons. Bases 139 to 675 code for a protein of 178 amino acids. The record is from RefSeq and is a predicted model, not a curated record. Lineage: Eukaryota; Metazoa; Mollusca; Bivalvia; Ostreida; Ostreidae. Gene Ontology annotation, cellular component: Set1C/COMPASS complex.
UUAUUUAACUCCCGUCGGGAGCCUCUGACAGGCUGAUUAGCAACGUGACGUCACAAUGUAAAUGUUACUAAGGAAGUCGAGGUUUAAAGCGAGAGCAAAACGAGACGGACUGAAAACAUUCAAGAGCCUUAUCAACACAUGAUGGAUACAGCAUACUUAAAGCAGAACCUUGGCACAUGCCUAACACAAUGCUUGGCAGAAAUUUCAGAGAAGCGUCCCAGGGACCCCAUAGAAUACAUGGCCCAGUGGUUGUAUAAAUACAAGGAAAAUGUCAUGUUUAUAAACAGGAAAGAAGAGGAACAAAAUCAGUUAGUAAAAGAAAAAGAAGAAUUUGCAAUAGAGCAAGAAUUGUUUGAAAAAAGAAAGGAGGAAGCUGAUCAGAUAAAAAAAGAGGAUGAGGAAAAAAGGAAGGCUGAGGAGGAGAGGGCAGCCAAAGAAAGCUCAUCCCCCACCAAGCUUCCCCCAGUGAUAGAGGCCCAGGAACCUCCAGAGGAGGAAGCUAAAAAAGCUGCUACUGAGGCCCCAGCAGAGGAGGCUCCUGCAGCUCAGGAAGCACCCGCCCAGGAAGCACCUCCACAGGAAGAAGAAAAACCGUCAGACACCUCAGAAGAAAAGAAGGAUGAAGAGUCAAAAGAGGAGACAAGUGAUCCAGCCCCUACAGAAGAGGAAACGUAGCCAGCAUCCAAUCAUUGACCUUGUAACAACUGUUCAGGGUGUUGUAAAAAUUCCUCUGAUCACGAAAAUAGCAUUGUGCCAGAUGCCAGAUGAAACACUAUGUAACUUGCCUUUGAUGCAUUGUGAUAUCAUGAGUGCCUGCCUGUCUGUCUGUCUGUCUGUAUGUGUGUUUGGAAUGAGUGUCUGAUAAACCAUUCAAUCAUUUGAAGAAGAAAAUAAUAAAGUAAUCUGAAAUCAUUACUGCAGAUUUGCCUGACUUUACGAACUUUUUUUUUUAUGUGCUUUAUUUAUUACUGUGUGUAAAAUAUACUCAGCAUUAAACAAUUUUUUGAUGGCAUACUC